This is a messenger RNA of Saccostrea cuccullata (small rock oyster), 4715 nucleotides long. RefSeq names its product TPR and ankyrin repeat-containing protein 1-like. Gene Ontology annotation, molecular function: protein binding; hydrolase activity; ATP binding. The record is from RefSeq and is a predicted model, not a curated record. Lineage: Eukaryota; Metazoa; Mollusca; Bivalvia; Ostreida; Ostreidae. The transcript has 12 exons. The coding region runs from base 130 to 4491 and encodes 1453 amino acids.
AAAGAAAAUAAAUACGAAGAUAGGGCAGUCAGUGAUAACUCAGAAUCAAGUCCUGAGAGGCAUUUACGGCAAUUAUUUGUUACUAAAAAUCCUGUGCUUUGCCAAGAAGUCAAAAAAAAUUUUCUAGAUAUGAAGCAAGCGUGUAGAGCAUGGAGAGGUUCGUGUUCACCAAGACAACAAGACCUUCCACAAAGGCUUCAAGAUGUUGAAGACUACCAGUAUCCAUUAUUUUUAACUUUCAAACAACUGUUAAAAGUGCUGGACAUAUCUCUAGGGUGUCCAUUCUAUUUAGCAAAAGAUGAUAUGACCAUGGAUAUACAGGGUUGGGCUGAUUCUUUAAAUAAUGGCGAUCUCUCGAAGUUUCGGGACACUGAUUUAGACAUAGAAGACCUUUUAGAAGACGAAUUGGCAAAUGACGAGGAAGUGAGAGAAGAAAGCGAUACAAGCAGAUGUUCAAAUUUAAAGUCUGGACGAAAACCAAGAGAUGCAUUUUCAAGAAAGCUUCUGACUUAUGAAGUAUUCGAGGAAUUAUUUUGGAAUAAGAUUAAAGGGAAAAAAUCAGAGUGUCACCAAUCCCUGGUUUGGACAGAAAUUAUGUCUUUUAUUAAAGGAUCAUUUCAGGCUUUGUUGUCCCCGACCGGAUACUUGGAUCUGAAACAGUAUAAGGAGUUGGGAAAGAAAAUGGCUCCUGUUUUCACGAAUGACAGAGAAAAAAUUUAUGAAAUGUUUCUGAUAUACGAAAGGGCCAAGAAACAGUUGUUUUACAUAGAUGAAGCUGAUGUUGCUCGCAACAUUUUUCAAAGAGUGACAAUACACGAAAUCCCGGACCUUCUAGCUCAUGAGAUAUAUGUGGACGAAACACAAGAUUUCACACAAGCAGAACUUUGUAUCCUGGUCAGACUCUGCCAAACUCCUAAAGGGCUUUUCCUAACCGGGGAUACUGCCCAAUGCAUAAUGCGUGGAAUAUCAUUUAGAUUUGAGGAUCUUCGAUCCCUUUUUCAUCAGAUAAGGGAAAUUAGUGAAAGAAACAUUAAUGUUCCCGAGAAGCUUUUCCAUCUUACCCAUAACUAUCGGUCACAUGCUGGAAUAUUGAAUCUAGCAUCAGGUAUUCUUGAGAUAUUAAAAGAAUUCUUUCCGGAAUCAUACGACCACUUGGAGAGAGAUGUUGGAAUGAUAGAUGGUCCAAAACCUGUUAUUUUAAAGCAGAGUGAUUCAAAGGAUUUGAUAUUAUUGCUCGCUGGUAACAAACGAAAAACCUCUAGCAUUGAACUUGGGGCACAUCAAGUCAUCCUUGUUGCUAGUGAAGAAACUAAAGAAAAAAUACAAACAGAAUUUAACAAAUGUCUCGUCAUGACAAUUGAUCGUGCGAAGGGACUUGAAUUUGACGACGUUUUGAUUUACAACUUCUUCAAAGAAUCUUCUGCGACUAAAGAGUGGAGAGUUGUUAAACAAUUUCUGAAAAAAAUGAGCAAGUCAAGGAAUUCUGACAGGGCAAAUGUCCAUAUAGGUCUCCAUGAAUAUCAACACAGUAACCUUGUUCCAAACACGGAAGUGAGGCCCCUUGAGUUCGAUCCUAGAAAACACAAGGUCUUAUGCACGGAGCUAAAAGUAUUAUACACAGCUAUCACUAGAGCAAGAUCAAACGUUUGGGUAUUUGAUGAAGACAAAGAAAGCAGGGCCCCAAUGUAUGAGUAUUUUGCCGCAAGAAAUCUUGUUGACAUUCGAGAUGACUCAUCUGCCAGAGGAUUUUCACAACCAUCAGCUUGCAGUGAAUGGCUCCUUAGAGGAAAUUACUUUUUCAGAAAAUCACACUUCGACGAAGCUGCGAAAUGCUAUGAAAAUGCUGGUCAUUCUCGUGGAGCGGAAUAUGCAAGUGCUAGACAUCACCAACAACAAGCAAGAUGUGCUGAGAAAAGUAAGAAAAAACAUCACCUUUUAGCAGCAGCACUACGAUUUUUCAACUGCAACAAUUUGAAAAACUGCAUAUCCUGUUUAAAGAGUGCAUCUGAAUUUGAGAUCUUGGCGGUGUUUUAUGAGGGAAGAAAUGAGAUUGAUGAAGCUGCAGAAAUGUAUGGCCGAGCUGGAAUGCCAAUACAUCAGAGUAAAUGUCUGGAAAAUAUAGAAUAUUUUGGGAAAGCACUAAAAGUUUUAAUAAAUAGUGCAAAUUUUGACCCUGGUUUAGAAUGUGUGAAAAGAUUCAAGUCACAUGGAAUCAGUAAGGACGAAAUUCCAGAAGAUUUAAGCGAUGAAAAGCAGAUUUAUAUCAAAGCUAUGAAAUACUGUGGGAAAACACAAAAUAUACCAAAAAUGGUAGGAUAUGCAGAAAGGAUUGACGAUUUUAAAACAAAGUUUGAAAUCUUCCUGGAGUAUGACAACGUUGAAGAAGCAUUUAAUUUGAAAUAUGGUAAAGCUGAUGUGGUGGAAAAAAUAGAUUUCUUUUUAAAAUGCGGAGCGGCUAGUAAGGCCUUGAUACUUGCGAUUGAGAAUGAUCCAGAAAACAAGAACAAACAAAUCCAAAUUCAGUGUAUCGUACUGAUGGCACAGCGUGCAAUAUAUGACAAAGAUAAUAAAGACGAGAGAAAUAUUAGAAAAAUUGUAGACCACUUAAAUACACUAAUUUCACCAGAGGAAACUAGUGAAAAUAUAAUUUAUACUGGAAAAGCACAAUUGCUAAUAGGGCAGCUGACCAAAAAUUCAAACUUUGUUAAAACUGCAUUUCAAACCUUUAAAAAAGAAAAGCAUGCUGGGUUUUUUGGUCAGUUAGAAUGCAUCGAAUGGCUUAUCAACAAUAUUGACUUGUUAGCUUUUUCCAACAUUGAAAGGAUUAUAAUGCACAUCAAAGAGACUGUCUCUUCUUUGGACAAAGAAAUGAAUAUCGCUGCAGACUUGAAGUUAUGGUACGAGUUUUAUGGAUAUUACAAAGAUAAAGCAACACCUUCCUACAAAAUAUACCCCAGACAAUGUCCAUUAGCAGCGAAAAUAUCUCAAACAAAAGAACUAUUUGAAGAUUCCUUGGACGCCAAUAACGUACAAACUUGUUGUUUAAAGUUUUGGGAAAAACGAUAUAGAACUUGGGAAGAUAUUUUGCUCAGAAACCUAUAUAAACGAAAAGACACCACUAAAGGGUUUCUAAAAAGACAUUUUGAGGAAAAAGGCAUUAUUUGGAGAGAAGGUGAAAAACAAAAUACUCCUGAUUGUGGAAGAAAUCCUGUUUUACACAUCAACCAAUUAAAUAUGAUGUCCGUUGAGCUCCUUGCAUGCUUAAAUAUACUAGAUCCAUGGAAAGAUCAAAAUAUGACGGAAAGAUGUAAAACAUUUAUCAGUGAUCUAUUUUACACUGAUCCCCUUGAAACCACUACCGUUGAAAUCGCCGUCAAACACGGUUUAUCCAAACUACUGCAUGAUAAACGGUUCAGCAAUUUUAGAGAGGAAAUCAUGAAAUAUUUUGAAACAAGUAUAAGACAUUUAGACACAGAAUCAAAGAGCAUUGGAAAAAGUAUCGAAAUACUUCUGGUGAAAAUUGCACUAGGAUUUGAAGAUCUUGAAAUAACAGAUAUGCAACAAUUUCAAAAAUCGUUUGAAAAUGAUGUCAAGAAAGUCAAUGUUCACCGCAUACUUUUGACAUUUUUCAACUCAUUUGAUAAUUUACGGAAAGAAAAUAUCGUAUCUGCUGUUCAAAGUUUUGACACCUUCUGUGCUCUUUUAAGUGCGUCCGAAAAGCAGCAAUUGCCCGUUAUUCCAGAAAUUUUAAUACUCUUCAAUGAAUUGUUUGCUUCCGUAGCAUUCUGUUCUGUGGCAUGUGCGCGAAAUGAGAGUUUUGUUCUUCCAGAUUCCUUCUUGGCAAGUGUUAAAUAUGCUGAGCAUUUAUUUCUUGGAUCAAAAUCGAUAUUUGAAACUUUAAAAAAAAAUCCCCCACCGGAUUCAACAUUUAUGUUACACAGUUUGUUGCAAAUGCUUUGUGGAUUUUCGUGCAAGAUGAAUCUUAUAAAAAUGUCAAGUAAAUUAUCAUCAGGGAUCGUAGACAGAAUACUUUUGAUAAGUUUCAUUAUUUUAUAUAAUGUGAAUAUAAUUCCAAUAACAGAGCAAACAUAUGAAAUUGAAUCGGUUCUAGUUAAAGAAUUAUUAGAUUUGUUGGAGUCCAAAAAAAGAAAAGAUGUAUUAAAAUCAAUAAUAAAAGCUACAAAUUCAUCAGAUUUCAUCGAAACAUUGCAAAUUAUUUUGAGGCCUGGUAAUGACCUUAAAGUUUGUAGAUGGGACGGGGAAAAGUGUUUCACGACGUGCACGGGUACAUUGAAUGUUAAAGGUGUUCCACUCAGAAAGGAAACUUUAGAAGCUAUAGAAGCUAUAAAGAAAAAAGAAGAUAAGAGUAAUCCGGGAACAACUGAAAAGAAAGAUCAGGCUAUUGUAUGCCCUGAAGAUAAAAAGGCCUAUAGUUUGGCAUUUCCAGAACUCCCAAGGCCUUUUAAUGCAUUAGAAAGAAAGGAAUUAUAAAAAGAUAUUGCAUUUUAUUAUACAAAGCAGUGAAGUUUAUAAGUAUUUACAAGCUAAAUGUACGACAAGGAGAUUCAAAUAAUUCCUCUGCUAGAACAAUUGAUAUCAACAUCCACAUUGAAAACUAACAUACUUGAACAUGCUGAGAGAAAAACAACGAAAAUAUAACGUUCUCUGAGCAAUGGGCUGUUUAAAAAAGAGAGAGCAACCGUAUUCAAGAUGAA